AUGCCACCACCAGAUCAAGCUAGAAGAGAUGUUCUUAUUUCCAAAGCAAUGUCAUAUCUUCUUCGACAUGGGGCUGUGAAAGAAAAACUAGCCAUUGAUGACCAAGGAUAUGUUAAGAUUUCUGAUAUUUUGUCUCAUCAAAGAUUGAAAAGUUUCAAAACAACAAGAGAAGAUCUUGAUAGAAUUGUACGUGAUAAUGACAAGAAAAGAUUUACUAUAACGGAUGAUAUGAUAUGUGCUAAUCAGGGGCAUUCAUUAAAAACUGUGAAUAAUGAUAAUUUGACACCAAUGAGUUUAGAUGAAUUGACAAAAUUAAAAAUAUACCAUGGUACAUAUAAAAACAAACUAGCUACAAUUAAACAAAGCGGAGGGUUAAAUAAAAUGAACAGAAAUCAUAUCCAUUUUACAUGUGAAGAAUAUGCCACUUGUUCAGGUAUAAGAUAUAAUGCUAAUGUUUUAAUUUAUGUUGAUGCGGAGAGAUGUACAGAAGCUGGUAUAAAGUUUUUCAAAAGUUUAAAUAAUGUCAUUUUAACAUCCGGUGAUGCUGAUGGUAAGAUCCCAUGGGAAUUUGUUGAUAAAGUUGUUGAUUUAGAAGGAAAAACAAUAGAUAUAUAG
Candida tropicalis MYA-3404 is the source of this 615-nucleotide messenger RNA. It is a transcript of the gene TPT1, whose product is annotated as tRNA 2'-phosphotransferase. Gene Ontology annotation, biological process: tRNA splicing, via endonucleolytic cleavage and ligation. The coding region runs from base 1 to 615 and encodes 204 amino acids. The transcript has a single exon. Gene Ontology annotation, molecular function: tRNA 2'-phosphotransferase activity. The record is from RefSeq and is a predicted model, not a curated record. NCBI's taxonomy places the organism in Eukaryota, Fungi, Ascomycota, Pichiomycetes, Serinales, Debaryomycetaceae.